Messenger RNA from Frieseomelitta varia, 1435 nucleotides. RefSeq names its product cyclin-dependent kinase 7 (gene Cdk7). The record is from RefSeq and is a predicted model, not a curated record. Gene Ontology annotation, molecular function: RNA polymerase II CTD heptapeptide repeat kinase activity; ATP binding; cyclin-dependent protein serine/threonine kinase activity. The transcript has 5 exons. Gene Ontology annotation, biological process: positive regulation of transcription by RNA polymerase II; protein phosphorylation. Bases 171 to 1187 code for a protein of 338 amino acids. Gene Ontology annotation, cellular component: nucleus; transcription factor TFIIK complex; transcription factor TFIIH holo complex. Lineage: Eukaryota; Metazoa; Arthropoda; Insecta; Hymenoptera; Apidae.
UUAUAGACAGUUGGAUUAUUCUCUGUUUUGUCUAUGUGUCGUUUACACUUCGUUUUGACGUUAAACGAAGUCUGCUCAUGAAUGAUGAAAGAUACUUUUAUUGUUUAAAAUAUUUUUAAACGAAUAAUAGAUUUUCAAAGGAAUAAAAGUAUUGUUACAUCGAAAGAAACAUGACGGAAAAAUUGCGAAGAUAUGAGAAGAUUGAUUUCUUAGGAGAAGGACAGUUCGCUACUGUCUACAAAGCCAAAGAUAUCGAAACAUCUAAAAUUGUUGCUGUGAAAAAGAUUAAAGUUGGAAGUCGUGCAGAAGCCAAGGAUGGCAUAAACAGAACUGCGUUACGAGAAAUUAAAUUAUUGCAAGAAUUAAGACACGAUAAUGUGAUAGGUUUAUUAGAUGUAUUUGGUCACAAGUCAAAUGUUUCUUUGGUGUUUGACUUUAUGGACACAGAUUUGGAGAUAAUAAUAAAGGAUAAUAAUAUAGUGUUAACAGCUGCAAAUAUUAAAGCGUAUAUGAUUCAAACUUUACAAGGAUUAGACUAUUUGCAUUAUAAUUGGAUACUUCACAGAGAUUUGAAACCAAAUAAUUUGUUAGUUAACUCGGAAGGCGUUUUAAAAAUUGGUGACUUUGGUCUGGCCAAGUUUUUCGGCUCGCCGAAUCGGAUAAAUACUCAUCAAGUGGUGACAAGAUGGUAUAGAGCACCAGAAUUGUUAUAUGGUGCAAGAUUGUACGGAACUGGAAUUGACAUGUGGGCAAUUGGUUGUAUAUUAGCAGAAUUGUUAUUACGUGUACCAUUUUUACCUGGGGAGUCUGAUUUGGAUCAACUUACUAGAAUAUUUCAGACAUUAGGUACACCCACUGAAGAAACAUGGCCUGGAAUGAGCGAAUUACCAGAUUUCAUUCAGUUCAAACCUUUCCCUGGCACGCCAUUGAAACAUAUAUUCACUGCUGCCAGUGAUGAUCUCCUAGAUUUAAUUGCUAGUCUGUUAAAUGUGAAUCCUUUGGAGAGAUGUUCAUGUGACCAAGCUCUUCAAAUGCCAUACUUUAGUAACAAGCCUGCACCAACUCCUGGUGCUAGAUUACCUCUUCCUACAUCUGUAAAACGCCAACCAGAGGAGAAGCCCAGUUUGAAGAGGAAACUAUUGGAAUCAAUGGAUGGUGCUUCCCUUGCAAAAAGAUUACAAUUUUAACUAUAAACUGAACUAGAAUUAAUUAUUACAAGGGACAAUUCAUUGUUAUUGUUUUUUUUGCUCUUGAUUUGCAAUGAGUCACUAAUGUAAUAUAUAAUUUAACGAAGCAAGGAGAAAUAAAUUCAAAUCAGUAUUAAACAACUACAAUGAAUUACUGCAGUGAUGUAUGAUAUGCAAUCAAUAAUGUAUUUUUGUUACAAUUAUUGUACAAAUAAUUAAAAUCAAAUAAACAUUAAUUUUAUACAUUA